UCUCUCUUUCUCGCCUCCUCUGCAAUCCCUCAGCAAUCUAGAAGCUUCACUGUGGAAUCGAGAAGCUUCCAUGAGGUUAUGAUGACGAUGGUGUUUCAUCCAUGACGAAUAUGAUGAACAGGAAUUGCAGAGGAAGCUGCAAAUUUGAUGUGCUUUGGAGGGCACUACUGUCAUAUUUGUAUUCAAUGCAUGCAAAAUUUGGAUCGAAGUGUGAAGCGCAGAGACUGAUUUUGAAUCGAAUGUUGUUUAUGAAAAGACAGAAAUGCCCAUCAUGAAGGAAGUGAAGUGAGAAAUGGCAGCUUUCAUCUAUUUGGAAUGUGCUUUGUUUUGAUGAAAAAUGGCAACAGAUGUGACUUGUCCACCACCCACCAAGGCCACAUCAAAUGGGGUUUUCCAGGGGGAUAAUCCCGUUCAUUUUGCCCUCCCUCUAGCUAUUGUGCAGAUAUGCCUUGUAGUUGUGGUUACGCGCUGUCUUGCUUUUCUUAUGAAGCCACUGCGACAACCUCGUGUGAUAGCAGAGAUUGUUGGAGGAAUAUUACUUGGUCCAUCAGCUCUGGGUCGCAACAAACACUAUCUGCAUUCCAUUUUUCCACCAAAAAGCCUCACAGUGUUGGAUACUCUGGCAAACCUUGGUCUUCUCUUCUUUCUAUUCAUUGUAGGCUUGGAGUUAGAUCUCAAGUCCCUCCAUCGCGCUGGAAAGAAAGCUCUUAGCAUCGCUGUUGCAGGAAUCAGCCUUCCUUUUGCUUUAGGAGUUGGUACAUCUUUUGUCCUCAGAGCAACCAUUUCCAAGGGUGUAGAUGCAGGUCCAUUUCUUGUAUUCAUGGGGGUGGCCCUCUCUAUCACUGCCUUCCCUGUUUUGGCCCGUAUCCUUGCAGAGCUCAAGCUUUUAACCACUGAUGUUGGUCAAAUGGCCAUGUCUGCUGCUGCUGUCAAUGAUGUGGCUGCAUGGAUUCUACUUGCUCUUGCCAUUUCUCUCUCUGGCACUGGUCGUUCCCCCAUAAUCUCAUUAUGGGUGUUCUUGUGUGGAUUUGGUUUUGUCCUGUGCUGUUCACUCAUUGCCCCACGAAUCUUCAGAUGGAUGGCUCAGCGUUGCCCUGAGGGUGAGCCAGUGGACGAGAUGUAUAUAUGUGCUACUUUAGCUGCUGUUUUGGCAGCUGGGUUUGUUACUGAUGCCAUUGGGAUUCAUGCUCUUUUUGGUGCUUUUGUGAUGGGAAUUCUUGUGCCCAAAGAAGGUCCUUUUGCAAGUGCUCUUGUGGAAAAAGUUGAGGACCUUGUUUCUGGCCUCCUCCUUCCGUUGUACUUUGUCUCAAGCGGAUUGAAGACUGAUGUGUCCACCAUUAGGGGGCUUCAAUCAUGGAGUCUCCUUGUUUUGGUCAUAUUUACAGCCUGUUUGGGGAAGAUUGUAGGCACCAUUGCUGUCUCCCUCUGUUGCAGAAUGCCUGUUCGGGAGGCUCUUGCUCUGGGGUUCCUAAUGAACAGCAAGGGCUUGGUGGAGCUCAUUGUACUCAACAUUGGCAAAGAGAGAAAGGUAUUGAAUGAUCAAACAUUUGCAAUCAUGGUUCUGAUGGCUCUCUUCACAACCUUUAUCACAACACCUCUAGUUAUAGCAGUAUACAAGCCAGCUAAAAGGCCAAGUAAAGCAGAUUACAAGCACAGGACAGUUGAUAGAAAGAACCCCAAUGGUGAACUUCGAAUCUUGGUCUGUUUCCAAAGUACAAACAACAUUCCUACAAUGAUCAAUCUCAUUGAGGCUUCACGCGGGACGGGGAAGAGGGAAGGACUUUGUGUCUAUGCAAUGCACCUCAUGGAGCUCUCAGAGAGGUCAUCUGUAAUAUCGAUGGUUCACAAGGCAAGAAAGAAUGGGCUACCAUUUUGGAACAAGGGACUGCCCUCAGGUUCCAACCAAGUAAUUGUAGCGUUUGAGGCUUUCGGGCAGCUCAGCAGUGUGUCUAUCAGACCAAUGAUAGCAAUUUCAGCCAUGUCCAACAUCCACGAGGACAUCUGCACAAGUGCUGAAAGGAAAAGGGUAGCAAUCAUCAUCCUCCCAUUCCAUAAGCACCAGAGACUUGAUGGAACAUUGGAGACCACCAGAAGUGAAUUCAGCUUGGUCAACAGAAAGGUCCUCGAGCAUGCUCCAUGCUCUGUUGGGAUCCUAGUUGACCGCGGCCUCGGUGGUACCGCCCAAGUAUCUGCAAGCAACGUCUCCUCCAUAAUCACAGUCCCAUUCUUUGGUGGCUGCGACGACCGCGAAGCCCUCUCAUAUGGUGCACGCAUGGCUGAGCAUCCCGGCAUCAGUCUAGUGGCCAUUCGCUUCUUAAUCCACCCAGACGUCCAGGGAGAGGCACCCACCCCUGACUCACACGACAACCGCAACUCCUUAUUAGAUGAAAACUUCUUAGCUGAAUUCAAGCACAAUUCAUCACUCAACAGCGCGGUCAAAUUCGAAGAAAGAGUGGUAAAAAAUGCUGCCGAAGCCAUGGAAAUCAUCCGCGAAUACCACCGCUGCACCAUGUUUGUUGUAGGUCGAAUGCCAGAGGGUCAAGUCGUUGCUGGAUUGAGCCCAAAGACCGAGUUCCCGGAAUUGGGGCCAGUGGGCAGCUUGCUAACUUCUCCUGGUUUUCCCACAGUAGCAUCAGUACUUGUUGUGCAGCAGUAUCAACCCGGGUCAUUUCCAAACUCGGAGAUUUUCUCCGAGGAGUAGUGUUGGCGGUGAUCACGAGAUGAAGUUAUAUCUCCUUUAUUCCAAGGUUUGAUGGCAUGAUUAUAAUGAUUCUACAUUUCUUAUAUUAUUUGUCUAAUUUACGUGGAAAGAUUAAAGGAAUAAUGUAUGCAGAAAAAUGCAAGAUAUCGCAAACAAAGUCCGCAACUCUAAAGAGGUUCUUCGUUCCUCUCUUCCUAAUCAUUAUACCUUUGUGAGGUUUUUCACUCGUAAA
This is a messenger RNA of Vitis riparia (riverbank grape), 2933 nucleotides long. Its product is annotated as cation/H(+) antiporter 18-like. Gene Ontology annotation, molecular function: antiporter activity. Bases 338 to 2701 code for a protein of 787 amino acids. The transcript is spliced from 5 exons. Lineage: Eukaryota; Viridiplantae; Streptophyta; Magnoliopsida; Vitales; Vitaceae. Gene Ontology annotation, biological process: regulation of pH; proton transmembrane transport. Gene Ontology annotation, cellular component: membrane; endomembrane system. The record is from RefSeq and is a predicted model, not a curated record.